AUGCUAGACGAAGUGAAGAAUCACCUCUCCUCAGACGAUGAGGCCGUACGGGCUGUGUCUACAAUGGUCAACAAGACAGUCCAGGCGAUGAAUCAGUUCAAAAUGGUCCGAAAACAUAUGUUGAACACUAAAUCCUCCGACUGCCCCUCCACAUCUAAAACUAAUGGGCCCGGUACCCCGUCCUCCCCACCCAGCGACAAAGAACCCACGACUCGCCGCAAACGAUCUCGCACUGAAAAAGACACUACUGUUGUGGAUUCCCAAUGGCAGCCAUCUCCAAUUGUGCUCGAUGACCCCCGAGCCUCGAAGCGUAAGCGGGAUACACAAAGCACCCCACAUCCAGAUUACUCGCAACCUUUAUACCACGAGGCCCCCGAAUCUCACGAAACAGAAGACAUAUCGGAGGAGGUCCAGCGACGACUACGAAUCAAAGAAGAGCGGCGUCGCAAAAAAGAAGUUCCUCAGUCGGCAAAACGGAAACGAGAGAGCAUGUCGCCUGGGUCGUCUCGACGUCGGAAGAAGCUGGCAAAGGUGGGCAAUGAACCAAAUGAGGGCCAGGCAGGGUUUGGAGCUGAAAGCGGUCGAAUGAGAAAGGCGAAGAAGAUGCGGUGA
Messenger RNA from Penicillium angulare, 612 nucleotides. RefSeq lists its product as uncharacterized. The record is from RefSeq and is a predicted model, not a curated record. NCBI's taxonomy places the organism in Eukaryota, Fungi, Ascomycota, Eurotiomycetes, Eurotiales, Aspergillaceae. Bases 1 to 612 code for a protein of 203 amino acids. The transcript has 3 exons.